This is a messenger RNA of Microthlaspi erraticum, 762 nucleotides long. The record is from the annotation of a GenBank genome assembly. Lineage: Eukaryota; Viridiplantae; Streptophyta; Magnoliopsida; Brassicales; Brassicaceae.
AUGACAUCAUCUAACGGGAAGAAAGCUGUGUCGAAGAAAAUAUCGACGACACCGUGCUGUACGAAGAUGGGGAUGAAGAGAGGACCAUGGACGGUGGAGGAGGACGAGAUUCUUGUGGACUUCAUAAAGAAAGAAGGCGAAGGAAGGUGGCGAUCGCUUCCCAAGAGAGCUGGUUUACUCCGAUGCGGAAAGAGCUGCCGCCUACGGUGGAUGAACUAUCUCCGGCCGUCUGUAAAACGAGGCGGUAUCACCUCCGAUGAGGAAGAUCUCAUCCUCCGCCUUCACCGCCUCCUCGGCAACCGCUGGUCACUGAUCGCGGGAAGGAUACCGGGAAGGACUGAUAAUGAGAUCAAGAACUACUGGAACACUCACCUUCGCAAGAAACUUCUAAGACAAGGCAUUGAUCCUCAAACACACAAGCCUCUUGAUGCAAACAAUAUCCUUAAACCAGGAGAAGAAGUUUCCGGUGGAAAAAAACCUCUAGAGCCUAAUUCUAGUUCUCACACUGAUGAUACCACCGUUAAUAGCGGAAAUGGAGCUAGCAAGAUAAGUGUCAGCGUCUUUGGUGAUGAAGACAACGAAGAAUUUGGUUUCUUUUACGACGACAAGUUCUCCUCGUUUCUGAAUUCGCUUAUCAAUGAUGAUCCUUUUGAUAGUAACAUUCCAAUAUCAGAGUCGAUGUUGCAAACGCACAGUUGUAAGGAUGAGAAUGUUGGAACGUCCUGCAGCUUAGGACAUGACAAGAGACCAGAAGAUAUAUAA